Molecule: messenger RNA, 477 nt
Organism: Hippocampus zosterae (dwarf seahorse)
Lineage: Eukaryota; Metazoa; Chordata; Actinopteri; Syngnathiformes; Syngnathidae
Product: 40S ribosomal protein S11-like
Exons: 1
Coding region: 1-477 (158 amino acids)
Biological process (GO): translation
Cellular component (GO): cytosolic small ribosomal subunit; ribosome
Molecular function (GO): structural constituent of ribosome
Source: RefSeq, a predicted model, not a curated record
AUGGCGGACGUGCAGGUGGAAAAGGCCUACCAGAAGCAGCAGGCUGUCUUCCAGAACUCCAAGAAGCUGAGGGCGGCCAAGACCAGCAAGGGCGUGCGGUACUACAAGGAGGUGGGGCUGGGCUUCAAGACUCCCAAGGAGGCGAUCGAGGGCGAGUACGUGGACAAGAAGUGCCCCUUCACCAGCGGCGUGAGCAUCCGGGGGCGGCUGGUCAAGGGCGUCUGCAUCUCGACCAAGAUGCACCGGACCAUCAUCAUCCGGCGCGACUACAUGCACUUCGUGAAGAAGUACUCCCGGUACGAGAAGCGGCACCGCAACAUCCCGGUGCACUGCUCGCCGUGCUUCAACAUCAAGGAGGGCGACAUCGUGGUGGCGGGGCAGUGCAGGCCCCUCAGCAAGACGGUCCGGUUCAACGUCCUGAAGGUGAUCCCCAAUGAGGUCAUCGGCAACGUCCGCAAGCAGUUCAUGCUGUUCUGA